Messenger RNA from Paraglomus brasilianum, 194 nucleotides. The record is from the annotation of a GenBank genome assembly. Lineage: Eukaryota; Fungi; Glomeromycota; Glomeromycetes; Paraglomerales; Paraglomeraceae.
GAAACAACUACCCAGAGAAACAAAAGGUGAUGAAGGCAGGUUAUAGUUUGAUACAGACUUGUUGGCUUGGUAGGAGUAUCCUUACAGCAGCCUCUCCAAGUGUAUGGACUGCCAGUCUGAAUAAAAUAAAUGACUGGAGGAAGAAUGAGGCCAUGCAAGUCUGUAAGCUCUGUAGAUAUUUUGGGACUAUAUGA